AUGAUCCCGAGCAGCGCACAGGCGACCGCCGUCGGCCAUGAUGGCAGCAGCUGCAGGACCUAAUACAACUAAUUUCGCUCAAAGUUCCGCUUUUGCUGACGCUGUACAGCGCGCCAGGCAGGUCCUGAUGCCAAGCGACCCCCAGGUGGUGGUGGUGGUGGUGGUGGCGGUGGAGGCGGCGGUGGAGGCGGCGGCGGCAGCGGCGGUGGCGGUGGUGGUGGUGAAGUUGGAUUUAUGGGCGGCCCUCCAAUGGGUGGCCCAGGCGGUCCUCCAGGGGGUGGAGUACCACAUCGUGGGCUUGGUGCAGUUGAAUCAGAGGAAAUUCAGGUUCCAGACAAGAUGGUCGGCCUUAGAGGAGCACGUGGCGGGGAGGCAGUCGAUUCCGAAGAGAUCAGGAUCCCUGACAAGAUGGUUGGCAUGAGAGGUGAAACGAUUCGUGGCAUCAAUCAACAAACUGGUGCACAUUGUGAACUUGACCGUCGGCCUCCAAGUAAUCCGAGCGAGAAGACUUUUAUCAUUCGCGGCAGUCCUGAGCAGAUUGACAAUGCAAAAAAAUUGAUUGCAGAAAAGGCAGGCAUGGCCGGUGGAGGACCUGGCCAGAAUGGCAACAGCAAUCUUGCACCACAGGGCUGGGGCAAUGCCUACCAGCAAUGGAACCAGGGCCAUCCGAAUGAUCCUACAAAACAAGCAGCAGAUGCAAAUGCAGCUGCAUGGGCAGCCUACUAUUCACAGUACUAUGGUGGGCAGCAAAAUCAGAGCAACCAAAGUAGUGCUCCAACCAAUAACCAACCACAGCCCAAUGCCAGUCAACCUACCUCAGGCCCAGCAGCUGGAGGUCAGCCAGACUAUUCGGCACAAUGGGCUGAUUACUACAGAAGUAUGGGAAUGCAUAGAGAGGCUGAAGCCAUUGAACAGCAGGCCAAAGGAAUGAAGGUUGGAGGCCCUGCCUCAAAUGCAACACCUCAGCAGGGUGGAGGUGCACAGCCAGCAGCCCCAGGAGCAGCAGCAGCAGGUGGCACAGGAGCACAAGAUUAUUCCCAACAGUGGAUAGAGUACUACCGGACACAGGGCAUGCACGCAGAAGCUGAUAAGAUUGAGGCACAGAUCAAAGCUUCUAAGGGUGGUGCUGGUGGUCCGCCAGGCAGUGGCCCUGGAGCGCCGAUGUAUAAUCCUACAUUUAACCAAGGAUAUUAGAUUGCUAGAUUUGCACGGGGUUGCAGCUCCACCUCUUCUAGGUUGAAGGUAAGUCUCGCCUCUUCUUUCAUGUAAUUU
This is a messenger RNA of Penaeus vannamei (Pacific white shrimp), 1272 nucleotides long. The record is from RefSeq and is a predicted model, not a curated record. NCBI's taxonomy places the organism in Eukaryota, Metazoa, Arthropoda, Malacostraca, Decapoda, Penaeidae.